GAGACAUUUGACAUUGUUGACGUAUGUUGUUUCUACUAAACAAAAUGGCCUUUUCCGGUUCACGCUGAAUUCAGGCAGUUGUGAUCAACUUACUUAUUUUAGGAAAUAAGAUAUAAUUCACCAUGGAUGAAGAUUGGGCUCUAGAUGGUCAAGUAGGGGGAGUUGCAGCCCCCAAAAUGGCCGAACUCCCUGAAAUUAAAUUAUUUGGAAGGUGGAACUGUGAUGAUGUCCAAGUAUCAGAUAUGUCCCUUCAGGAUUAUAUUGCUGUUAAAGAAAAAAAUGCCAAAUAUUUACCUCACUCUGCUGGUAGGUACGCAGCAAAGAGGUUCAGAAAAGCUCAGUGCCCCAUUGUUGAAAGGUUAACAAACUCCCUUAUGAUGCAUGGUCGCAACAAUGGUAAAAAAUUGAUGGCUGUUAGGAUAGUAAAACAUGCUUUUGAAAUCAUUCACUUGCUUACUGGAGAAAAUCCAUUACAAAUUCUUGUAUCUGCCAUCAUCAAUUCUGGACCUCGUGAAGACUCCACCCGUAUUGGUAGAGCCGGUACAGUUAGGAGACAAGCUGUUGAUGUCUCACCACUUCGUAGAGUAAACCAAGCCAUUUGGUUGCUAUGCACAGGAGCCAGAGAGGCUGCAUUCCGUAACAUUAAGACCAUCGCUGAAUGUUUAGCUGAUGAACUCAUCAAUGCAGCAAAGGGAUCAUCAAAUUCAUAUGCUAUUAAGAAGAAGGACGAACUUGAACGUGUCGCCAAGUCCAACCGUUAAAGUGAUUACUAUUGUUCUGUAUUUUAUUUUACAGAGUUAAUAAAAACUUUUUAUAAAUUAUAUUCCACAUUUUGUUGAUAGAUAAAUAUGAC
Molecule: messenger RNA, 853 nt
Organism: Psylliodes chrysocephalus
Lineage: Eukaryota; Metazoa; Arthropoda; Insecta; Coleoptera; Chrysomelidae
Source: the annotation of a GenBank genome assembly